UGCCUCUCAUUCAUCAUGUGAGCUGCGCUUCUGUGAUUGCUGCCAGUGAAAUCUUACAAUUAGCCCAAUCACAGCCCUCGAUCCGAGAUGUCACUGCGGGCGAGUCAGAAGGCUUGGUAAAACAAGACAGUCGCUCCUUGCGCCCCGGCAUAGCGCCAUACACUCAAAUCCCUGCCCAGUUACUCAGUUGUCAGCUCGGAACCUGCAAACUCGAAAAGCACCCUCUCUCUCUUAUCCCCUCUCGUCGCAGCAUCACACAACGCCUUUCAGAUGGGAGCAUCGCACUGAUCUACUGCGCGACACACACAGCCUCUUGCGGAAUCCUACAGUGCAGCGAUUUUCAAGGCAUAAGUGCGUCCGCGUUUGGGAUGGGAGGUGUUGCGAUCCCGCCGGGUCUGAGUCCACUCGGAGCGGCAUAGUGGCUGGAGAGGGACUCGCUGAUCGGAAGUGUUGUUGGGAUCCUGCUGCUAUUUCCUUUCGCGCUGGAUUCUCAUGCUUUUGACUAACACGUCGCUGCGGAGGAUUUAGAACGGACCAAUUCAUAAAGAAGCAUCACAACCCUGUGGAUUAGGAUACCAAAAGGUGUUUCUUUUUACGCAUCUCGUUGUAAUUUGGAAGUAAAGGAGUUGGGAUUCAUCGGAACGUGCCUGUUACCGCAGUGUCAAUGCGACUGCGGCUGUAAACUGAUAUCCGCAGCGAUUACAGGUAUAGAAUGACCUCAAUCCCAAGAGAGGCCUGAUCACGGAUUGGCUGAGAGUACUGGACCGAGCCCCUUCUAGCCCUCCCUGACACCGCGGACCAUGGAGUCCCAUCACACCAGGACACGGACUUCCUGUCUUACCCUAUGCUGCUUCCUGUUUGCCCUGGCCAUCCCUCUCUUGUUGGCAUCCAGGCCCCUCCCCCAUGCCCCCGACGGCGUCACUAUUAUCACUGCCUCCAUCGACGCAGCUGAGGAGGAGGACUAUAGCACGUUCAGCACCGAGAACCCUGAGUGGAAGUUCAACCACGUGGCCGUGGACGAACGCAACGGCAACGUGUACCUGGGAGCGGUCAACCGCAUCUACAAACUCUCCCCCGACCUAAACGUACAGGUGUAUCACGAGACUGGCCCCGACGAGGACAACCGCAAGUGCUACCCGCCACGCAUUGUGCAGCCCUGCAGCGAGCCGCUGUCCCUCACCAACAACGUCAACAAGAUGCUGCUGAUGGACUACCGGGAGAACCGGCUAUUAGCCUGUGGUAGUCUCUAUCAGGGCAUCUGUAAACUCCUCCGUCUGGAUGACCUGUUCAAGCUGGGAGAGCCCUUCCACAAGAAGGAGCACUACCUGUCCGGGGUCAACGAGAGCGGUUCGGUGUUCGGCGUCAUCGUGUCGUACGGGGACUCAUCGCCCGACAAGCUGUUUGUGGCCACGGCAGUGGACGGCAAACCCGAGUAUUUCCCCACCAUCUCCAGCCGCAAGCUUGCGCGCAACUCGGAGGAGGACGGCAUGUUCGCCUACGUCUUUCACGACGAGUUCGUGGCAUCCAUGAUCAAGAUCCCGUCAGACACGUUCACCAUUGUGCCUGACUUCGACAUCUACUACGUCUACGGAUUUGGCUCGGGUAACUUCGUCUACUUCCUCACGUUGCAGCCGGAGAUGGGGAACGGGCCGGCCACCGGCUCCUCCUCCACGGGGCGAGAACAGGUGUACACUUCUAAAAUAGUCCGUCUGUGUAAAGACGACACAGCCUUUAACUCGUAUGUGGAGGUACCCCUGGGCUGUGUGAAGGGCGGCGUGGAGUACCGGCUCCUACAGGCGGCCUACCUCUCCAAGGCGGGUGCCAUAUUGGGGCGCUCGCUAGGUGUGGGGCCCGACGAUGACGUCCUAUUCACCAUCUUCUCCAAGGGCCAGAAGCGGCGGCCACGCGAGGCUUCGCAGGAGUCAGCGCUGUGCGUGUUCGCCCUGCGCGAGAUCAACGAGCGCAUCAAGGAACGACUGCAGUCGUGCUACAAGGGCGAGGGCACCCUGGACCUGGCCUGGCUGAAGGUCAAGGACAUACGCUGCAGCAGCGCUCUCUUAACCAUCGACGACAACUUCUGUGGCCUGGAUAUGAACGCUCCGCUGGGGGUGUCAGAGAUGGUGCAGGGCAUCCCUCUCUUCUCUGACUCCACCGACAAGAUGACCUCGGUCAUCGCCUAUGUCUACAAGAACCACUCUCUGGCCUUCGUGGGCACCAAGAGCGGGCGCAUCAAGAAGAUCAGGGUGGACGGGCCUUCCCACGGUGCAUUGCAGUAUGAGGUGAUCCAGGCAGUGGAGCGAGGGCCAAUCCAACGGGACAUGGCCUUCUCCCCCGACCACCACUUCCUAUAUGCCAUGUCAGAGACACAGAUGACGAGGGUACCAGUGGAAGCCUGUGGCCAGUACUCCACCUGCAGCGAGUGUCUGGGCUCAGGAGACCCUCACUGUGGCUGGUGUGUCCUGCACAACAUGUGCACCAGGAAGGAGAACUGCGAGCGCUCGGCCGAGCCCCGGAGGUUCGCCUGGGACAUCAAGCAGUGCGUCCGCCUCAGCGUCCACCCCAGCAACAUCUCCGUGUCCCAGUUCAGCGUCACGCUGAUCCUGGAGGCCCAUAACGUCCCAGAGUUGUCUGCAGGGGUCAACUGUACCUUUGAGGACCUGGCUGAGAUGGACGGUCUGGUGGAGGGGAACCGCAUCAGGUGCAGCUCGCCUGCCGAGAAGGAGGUGCCUCGCAUUAUCGUAGACAAAGCUGAUCACCAGAUAGUUCAGCUCUACCUCAAGUCCAAGGAGACAGGCCUGGUCUUCGCCAACACCAGCUUUGUCUUCUACAACUGCAGCGUCCACAAGUCGUGUUUGUCAUGUGUGAGAAGCCCCUACCAGUGCCACUGGUGUAAAUACAGACAUGACUGCACCCACGACCCACGCACCUGCUCCUUCCAGGAGGGACGCGUCAAGAAGCCAGAGGAGUGUCCCCAGCUGCUGCCCACCGAGCGCAUCCUGGUGCCGGUCAACGUGGUGAAGCCCAUCACCCUGCGGGCCAAGAACCUUCCCCAGCCACAGUCAGGACAGCGGGGCUAUGAGUGUCUGCUCACCAUCCAGGGCGUGGAGCAGCGGGUGCCCGCGCUCCGCUUCAACAGCAGCUGUGUUCAGUGCCAGAACACCUCGUACUCAUAUGAUGGGAUGGAGAUGAGCAGCCUCCCUGUGGACCUGACGGUCAUCUGGAACGGAGACUUCAGCAUCGACAACCCUGCCGAAAAUAAAGUUCACCUGUACAAGUGUGAUGCCCAGAGGGGUAGCUGUGGCCUGUGUCUGAAGGCAGACCCCCUGUUUGGCUGUGUGUGGUGUAAAGGGGAGAACCGCUGCACCCUCAAGCAGCACUGUCCCCACCCUGAGAGCCAGUGGCUGGAGCGCAAUGGACUCAACAGCAAGUGUACCCACCCACGCAUCACCCAGAUCACUCCGCUGCGGGGGCCUCGGGAAGGGGGCACCCUAGUAACCAUCCGGGGGGAGAACCUGGGCCUGGACUUCAGUGAGAUCCAGGGGAACGUCAGGGUGGCCGAGGUGGACUGUACCCCCGUCCCCGAGGGAUACAUCCCCGCAGAACAGAUAGUGUGUGAGAUGGCGGUGGCAACGCCGAGCCAGUUCGCCAACUACGUGGAGGUGUGUGUGGGGGGUGUGGGGGUCAGAGAGUGUCCAAAAGAGUUCAGGGCCGUAUACUCCAAGUACUACUACUUCGUGGUCACCAGACUGAUCAGCCUGAAGCCCAGCCGAGGGCCCGUCUCCGGGGGAACCAUCGUCAACAUCACCGGUAGCAACCUGGACGCCGGGAGCAACGUGUCCAUCAUGUUCAAGGACCAGAAGUGCACCUAUCACAGGAGGGGCGGCCAGUGGAUCACGUGUCGCUCCCACGCCUCGCUGCAAGGAUAUGGAAACGUCAGUGUGUCAGUGACGGUGGACAAGGCCCGCAUACAGAAAGACUUGAAGUUUGAGUACGUGGAGGACCCCACUAUCAUCAAGCUAGAACCUGAGUGGAGCAUCUUCAGUGGGCACACACCUGUGACCGUGACCGGCACCAACCUGGACAUCAUACAGAGCCCCCUCAUCAGAGCCAAGUACAACGGUCGAGAGACGGUCAACAUAUGCCAGGUGUUCAGCCCCACGUCCAUGCUGUGCCAGGCCCCAGAGCUGCCCAUCAGCCUGGGCAGGCAGAGGGAGGUGCCAGCGCGGCCCGAUGAGUUUGGCUUCAUCCUGGAUGACGUGCAGGCAGUGCUGGCCCUCAACAACACGUCGUUCAUCUACUACCCCAACCCCGAGUUCGAACCCCUCCAUGUGUCUGGGGUGCUGGAGCUCAAGCCUGGCUCCCCCAUCAUACUGAAGGGGCGGAACUUCCUCCCUCCUACCAAUACCAACGGUAAUAACGGCAAGCUGAACUACACGGUUCUGAUUGGUGAUAAACCUUGUCUGUUGACCGUGUCAGACAACCAGCUGCUGUGUGAGUCGCCCAACCUGACAGGGCGACACAAAGUCUUGGCCCGUGUGGGCGGCAUCGAGUUCUCCCCGGGCGUGGUCCACAUCACGUCAGACAGUCCGCUGAGCAGCACGGCCAUCAUCAGCAUCGCCGGCGCCGGUGCCCUGCUCAUCCUCUUCAUUGUGAUAGUGCUCAUUGCAUAUAAACGCAAGUCACGCGAGAGCGACCUCACCCUGAAGAGGCUGCAGAUGCAGAUGGACAACCUAGAGUCUCGUGUGGCCCUGGAGUGUAAAGAGGCCUUUGCCGAGCUGCAGACAGACAUCCAUGAGUUGACCAGUGACCUGGACGGAGUGGGCAUCCCCUUCCUGGACUACAGGGCCUACACCAUGAGGGUCCUCUUCCCUGGCAUAGAGGAGCACCCUGUUCUCAGGGACCUGGAGGUGCCGGGCUACAGACAGGAGCAGGUGGAGAAGGGCCUGAAGCUGUUCGGCCAGCUCAUCAACAACAAGGUCUUCCUGCUCUCAUUCAUCCGCACGCUCGAGUCGCAGCGUGGCUUCUCCAUGCGCGACCGCGGCAACGUGGCCUCGCUCAUCAUGACAAUGCUGCAGAGUAAACUGGAGUACGCCACCGAUGUCCUCAAGCACCUGCUCUCUGACCUCAUCGACCGCAACCUGGAGAGCAAGAACCACCCCAAGCUGCUGCUCCGAAGGACGGAGUCUGUGGCAGAGAAAAUGCUGACCAACUGGUUCACCUUCCUGCUAUACAAGUUCCUAAAGGAGUGUGCUGGCGAGCCCCUCUUCUCCCUCUUCUGUGCCAUCAAGCAGCAGAUGGAAAAGGGGCCUAUAGACUCCAUCACUGGCGAGGCGCGCUACUCGCUCAGCGAGGAUAAGCUCAUCAGACAGCAAAUCGACUACAAGAUGCUGGUGGUGAACUGCAUCCACCCGGACAAUGAGAAGAGCCCUGAGAUCCAGGUGAAGGUGUUGAACUGUGACUCCAUCAGCCAGGUGAAGGAAAAGAUCCUGGACGCCAUAUACAAGAACGUUCCCCACUCCCACCGACAGAAGGCCUCUGACAUGGAUCUAGAGUGGCGCCAGGGCAGAGGUCAGCGUACGAUCCUGAUGGACGAAGACCUCUCUACCAAGAUUGAGAGCGACUGGAAGAGACUCAACAUGCUUGCUCACUACCAGGUGCCUGAUAACUCUGUGAUGGCCCUGGUCCCCAAGCAGGUGACGGCCUACAACUCGGUCAACAACUCAACUGUGUCCAGAACCUCAGCCAGUAAAUACGAGAACAUGAUCAAGUACACGGGGAGCCCCGACAGCCUGCGCUCGCGCACGCCCAUGAUCACGCCCGACCUGGAGAGCGGGGUCAAGGUGUGGCACCUGGUAAAGAACCACGAACACGGAGACCAGAAGGAGGGAGACCGCGGCUCCAAAAUGGUCUCUGAGAUAUACCUGACCAGGCUGCUGGCCACUAAGGGCACUUUACAGAAGUUUGUGGACGACCUGUUUGAGACCAUCUUCAGCACGGCCCACCGAGGCAGCGCCCUGCCCCUGGCCAUCAAGUACAUGUUUGACUUCCUGGAUGAGCAGGCUGACAAGCACAGCAUCCAUGACCCGCAUGUCAGACACACAUGGAAGAGCAACUGCCUACCUCUGAGGUUCUGGGUGAACGUGAUCAAGAACCCCCAGUUUGUGUUCGACAUCCACAAGAGCAGCAUCACGGACGCCUGUCUGUCUGUGGUGGCCCAGACCUUCAUGGACUCAUGCUCUACCUCAGAACACCGCCUGGGCAAGGACUCCCCCUCCAACAAACUGCUCUAUGCCAAGGACAUCCCCAGUUACAAGAGCUGGGUGGAGAGGUACUACUCAGACAUCAGUAAGAUGCCGGCCAUCAGUGACCAGGACAUGAAUGCGUACCUGGCAGAGCAGUCCCGGAUGCACAUUAACGAGUUCAACAGCAUGAGCUCCCUCAGUGAGAUCUACUCCUACGUGGGCAAAUACACAGAGGAGAUUGUUUGUGCGCUGGAGCAGGACGACGCCGCCAGGAAACAGAGACUUUCCUUCAAGCUGGAGCAGGUGGUGGCCUUCAUGAGCCUGGAGAGCUGAGGACCGCACUUCCCAGGGCGCACUGGGAGACCCGUCAGAAACCGAGCCGUGCCUGAGCAAAGACCUGUCCAUCUAUCUCUUCACCAUCGUCAUCAGCAUCAGAACUCCUCUCCGUUUCAAAGAUAACACAUAUUGUCCUGUUUUCUUCUUCCUCUUCCUCCUCUUCCUGACAAGUGUUUGGCAUCUCAUCCGCUCAGCUUCAUAGGACGUGCAGAGAAGACUGGCUGACGGACUGACUGGAGGGUCGGCAGAGCUGGGGACUGCUUUUCCCACCAUGCAAUGGGAGGGCCUCAUCCCAGCUUUGCUGCGUAGAAGAGUCUGAUGGAGGGGUGGUUGUUUGCCAGCUCGCCGUAUCGGCAUCAUUUACACCGUAAUGUUGGGGGAGAAACAAACAUUCUAUUUAUGUUGCCUUUAAAAAUAACACUGAUGACUAAGUCUUUUGCCACCACAAUGUUGGGAGUCAAUUUGUUCAGACUUUCUGAACAGGAUAUUAGUCUAUGAAACUGCUACAGAGUCCAAUUAAUUGUAGUGCUAAAGUCAACAUCACAUCAAACGUGGAAAAACAAAGUGGUAUUCUAUAAAUGAGGAAACCAAACUGACCACCUCGGAAGACAAAAAAACUGAAGGUUUGCCUGGUUCACACUUCUUAAGAUUGGGAAAUAGGCAAACUACAGAAUUGUUUUCUCAAUGUAGCUUUGGGGUGUAUUUGAAGAAACUCCGAUAGGGGCUGGGGAGAGUUAGUGCUUCUUGAAUUUCCCUUUUUUUCCGAAAACCUGACUGACUUUGAAAUCCAGAGAAGGACAGAUUCCCCUUUGUGGCAUUGGCACGAGUCUGCUCCCACCCACCCACCCCUCCAAGUACCUCUAUAGAUAAAACAAUCCUCAUCUUCUGAAUCUCUGGCUUGUGUGGUACCUGCUCAAUUAUCCUGACUAUUAUAAGACUAAUUAGUGGAGGACAGACCCAGGUCUGUCUGGUCCUCCUCUGUGACGAGAAGCACACAUCCAACUCUUGACCACAGUGACCCGACAGCUCUGACACCUGGAACGGUCAGUCUGUCCCGUGUGUGCUGCUAACAGAUGGAGGUCACUCGCCGGUCUAUCAAAGCACACACACAAACAGGUACACACGGCAGCUGUCCAAGACCUGUUCUGAGGGGAACUCUACUCCUGAUUCACCCUCUGAUCACACUGUCUGAAUACUAGGGGAGCUGACUGACAUCUACUGAGAGGAGGAGAGGGACGCUUCACUAGAGCAGUCUUACCAUGGACCCAUGCUUUCUACAUGACAGAGACGGUGCGGUACUGCUUAAAUGGGAUCUGCUCUCCUGAGAGAGAGAGAGAGAGAGAGAGAGAGAGAGAGACCUUCUGUAAAGACUUGGGACGGGGGGAAUCAAUUGAUGGACAUAACUGGUCAGCCGAAAAACCAAAGGAGCUUGACAUUUUAAAAAGACAAAAACAGUUAUUUAAAAACAAUGUAUUUAAAGGAAAUGACACGGGAAAAGGAUUUGGUGAAAGAAAAACCCACCCCACAACAACAACUUAACCCUGUGUGAUUUUCUGACCUCAGUGUGCCGAAGGGGGAGCCGCGGACGAGUCCCGCCCUCCUCCUCGCCGUCCCGGUUUCUUCCGUGUUUGGCACACCGCUUUUCUUCCCUCUUUGUCCGGUUUUCCACGUCAGUUUUUUUGCACAAGUGUGGAGACAGCUUCCAUGCGGGAAUCUCUGAGCGCUCUGGGUCGCUCAUGUUGUGUGUUAGUGUAGUCGUCCUCCGCAGCCUUCUCCAAGCCUCAAAAAACUGAAACUAGAGUGAGAAAAACAAGUCAACGUCAUAUAGACGCCCGGACACGGACAUCAACAGACUUGUGGAAUGUGAUAACCUGGAUGGGAGAGAGAGCUGGAGAAACCAUGGAGAAACCCUCCUUUCCUUUAGACCUCUGACCUUUCUUUUGCCUUGACAACGUGCCCCAUGUGGUGAUGUGAAUGUGUGGAGACCGUCCUCGGUCCACCUUCGGUCCUUAUUGGCUUUUUAAGCGCAUGUAAAACUUAACAUUUAAAACAAAAAAAGAGUAAAAUAGAGAAAACAAGCCUCUUGCAAAUGAUGAUGUGGAUGUGUUCUUUUCUUUAUUUUGCUUGGAAGAAAACAGUGAGGGAAAACAGUGUAUUGUUCAUGUUAAAACUAUAAGUAACUGUUAAGGUGGAACCUUUAUCUCCCGUUCAGCCCAUGCAAACCUCUCAUUACCAUGUCUUGUGAAAGUGUUAGACGCUAAUAGGAAUAAAGUGGUACCUUAAAAUCCAAUAUAUUAUAUACCCUUGCAUGCUGACCUAUUUGGAUGUUAUGAAACGGAACUGCCUUGCAAUCAAAUAUAUUUAUCUACUGCUACUAGGAAACGUUUAAACGGUUCACAAACAAAACGGUUAUUUUGGAUUCUCAUGGACUGAUGUAGUACAAUAACUCAUGACUAAGUUUGAAUUCAUUCAGUCCUUUUGCUUAGUCCUUCCAGAGUAGAUCGUCCUCUAACGCCCAUCCAUAUACAUGUUCCAUUAGUUAGUGACUUCGUCAGUUCCAGAACCCUCAGGUUUUGGGUCUGGUAGACUAAUUUUGCAGUGAGCUUCUUGCUCUUUUCUUGGCUGCUAUCGCUUCUCUAGUGUCUGUCUGUGUUUUCAUCCGGAAACUAUCUCCCCUAGCCUAUAACCUUACCUUUUGGAUUCUAUUAUUUUAUCAUUCAAAAAAACAACAUUUAUUUUUGUAAGCCGCUGGCUGCAAAGCUACCUUGUCUUAUUGCAGCACCUGUUACUAUAGUUGUGGAUGUGUUUUUUACAUUCUGUUUUAACAGUUGUUUGAUCUGAAGAGCUCAGUGCAAAGGGAACUAGCAUUAGGAGGGCUUUCAGGGUUCAAUCAAAACGUUUGCUCAUACAAAACCCAUGUAUCGCACAACAUGCCUCAUUAUUGGAAUCCUUAUGGUCUUAUGGGGUGUACAAUACAUUCAAGUCAAUCACUUGUCUGGUAGUAUCUGCUGUCCUUCGAUUCUACUGCUACAUCUAAAGGUGUUCUGCACAAACUUACUGAAAAGAUACUGGUGGUUUUAACAAACAAAAAAACUCUCCUUUGGACAAUUUCAAACGAUUAAACGUCUCUUGAUGAACUCAUCAAAGAGAAACAGGUGUCUGGAAGCUUCUAUAACCACACUAGCUCUGACCCUGAAAGCUUCUGAUUUACUUAGUUGAUUGUGUUUUGUAAAGUGUGUUUUAUUUCCGUCACACCAUCGCUGUCUAAUGUAUGAACCACAUCUAAUUCAUCCACAACUGAACUGUCUAAAGGGGUGAGUUCUGUCAGUGGUUGGUAUUCAGGUUCGAGGGGGUACAUUCAUGAACAGCGCGUUCUCUGGACGUUCUACAACAUGUUCAAACUGUUCACAAAGCUUGUGAUCAAAUAAACAAUAAGACAGAACUGAAAGGAAUCGACUGUAUUAAUUCAGUCUGAUGGAAAAUCCCAGGUAAAACAGUUGGGAUAUAAGACUGAACUUGGCAGGGACCUCAACGUUUAGGGGCCCUUGUUAGGUUUAGAGACUGUAAAUUGACCCACUAUUACCCAUGUCUUCUAUUCUCUAGCUACCCAACGCUUCCUCCUCUCUAAGUCCAUUGUUUUUAUUUGGUGAAGAGAAUGAAUGUCCUAGAAUCUCGUAGUGAAUCUGCCCCCUGGUGUUGUAACAUACGGUGUUUCCAUUUUCCCCCAUGUUCCCCGGCGACAAAGCACGUCUGAGACUACGGACCCCUUUGUUGCCGAGGGACUCGAUAAAGCUUCCACCUUCAACGUUUUGUAGGAACUAAAGAUAGGUCCUUCUAGAGCUCAGUGUUAUAGCAGGUGUUACAGAAACAGUAGGAAUACUUUUACUAUUACCAUAUUUGCUGAGAGAUAAAGAGUAUCCUAUCAAGAGAUGAAACUAAACCUGGGGGAAAAGGCCAGCUUCUCUAACUUUGCUAUAAUUAAUUGUAUACCUGUGUAUGUAAAUAUAAUGCAUUCCUAUUUUGCAGUCAAGAACAAAAUACUAUUUGUAAUAUAGAAUAAACUUUAUUAUGAAACACA
Oncorhynchus kisutch (coho salmon) is the source of this 10656-nucleotide messenger RNA. It is a transcript of the gene plxna4, whose product is annotated as plexin A4. The transcript has 32 exons. The record is from RefSeq and is a predicted model, not a curated record. The coding region runs from base 801 to 6575 and encodes 1924 amino acids. Gene Ontology annotation, biological process: semaphorin-plexin signaling pathway; regulation of cell migration. Gene Ontology annotation, cellular component: semaphorin receptor complex; plasma membrane. NCBI's taxonomy places the organism in Eukaryota, Metazoa, Chordata, Actinopteri, Salmoniformes, Salmonidae. Gene Ontology annotation, molecular function: protein binding; semaphorin receptor activity.